UUCAUUUAUUUUUCUCGUCCGACCUCUUCACCACCGAUCAACAACUCGCGGUCGACGGUAGUCUUGAAGGUUUCUACCACCUCGAUAUUUAGGCAUAUAAUCUUUAUGGUCUGUCAUUGCUCCUUUGUUUUAUUGAGUACUCAAAGCAGUAGGUUUGAUGCAUAUGCUUCACAGUGACUCAACAUUGCCAUGCAAGAUAGUGUUAACUGGUUUUUCAACACGGAUACUGUGUGGAAACUGAUGCCAUGUCUGCAUCUAGCAAAUUUGAUCUUUCUUCUGGUAGCCCGGAUAGGCCAUUAUAUGCAUCUGGGAAUCGUGGAUCCUAUGGUACUCCUUCAAUGGACAGAUCAGGUAGCUUCCGUGAAAACACAGAGAAUCCUCUUUUAUCGAGUCUGCCGAACAUGACGAGAACCAGUUCUUCUGUAACUCAAGGGGAUGUACUCAACUUCUUCCAAUGUGUGCGUAUCGAUCCAAAAUCUAUGGUGGUAGAGCAUAAGUUGAAUCGGCCAGCAGAAUUCAAGCGACUUGCAAGUGCUGCAGUUGGCGUUCCACUGGAAGAUUCUCUACCUGCAGCUGCAAAAGGAAAACAGCUGUCCACCCCCUCACUAGAGGAUCUCAGGAGACUUAAAUCUGGCGUGCGGGAAAGUGGUACUAAAGCUAGGGAACGUGUGAAGAUAUUUAAUGACUGUUUAUCAGUAAUUAACAAGUGUUUUCCGGCUAUUCCAUCGAGGAAAAGAUCCCGACUUGAUGCCUUGUCCAAUGAUCGAUCCAAUACCUUGUUGUCGAUUGAUCGGUCGGCAUCCGGAAUGGGCAUCGGGAAAACAGCCUCUCAGAAUCAUGCAAGUACAAGUGUUUUUGAGCUGGAGCAACAGAGACCUGAAGAAAGGACCAAGGGUGCUAUUCCAAGCAAGCGUACUAGAACUUCUCUGGCUGACGCAAGGAUGGACAUACGUGCAAAUAACUCUUCAAGGCCAUUGGGAAGUGUGGAUAAAGACAGGGAACUAGUAAGAUUCUCUAAUGGUAGCGCAUCUCAGAGUGACGAUCGGUCUUUAUCAGUGGCCGUUGAUGGUUGGGAGAAUUCAAAAAUGAAGAAAAAGCGAACUGGUAUAAAGCUAGAUGCUGCUGGUAGUUCGAUGAUGGCAAAACCAGUUGAUGGCUACAGAGAACCUAAACAAGGAAUGCAUCUGCGGCUUACCACUGAACCCCGUUCGAGGUCGAUCGAUGCCCAUGGCUUCAGAUCUGGCUCUAUAAAUGGAGGUCAGGGAGUAGGAAAAGCUGAAGCCACAGUGCAAACUGGCUUAGGCAUGCGGACACCCACAUCGAGGACUGACUCCGAUAACACACUCCAUGAGAGGAGAGAACGUCCAAUUGGUCAAGAGAAAGAAAGAGUGAACCUGAAAGUUGCGAACAAGGCGAAUUCUCGGGAAGAUUUAAGUUCAGGCAGCCCUACUUCAGGCUCAAAGUUGAACGCAAAUGUUCGUGCCCCCCGUUCAGGCUCAGUUGGUGGUGCGUCAAAGUUGUCUCAUGUGGCGCAGCGAUCUCAUGAUUGGGAAUUUUCUAAUUGCAUAAACAAAAUUCCUGGUGGCCUUGGAGUUAACAGUCGCAAACGGACUCCUUCUGCACGGUCUUCUUCUCCUGUUGCUAACUGGGCUCAAAGGCCUCAAAAGAUUUCUAGAACUGCCAGAAGAACUAAUUUGUUGCCGACUGUUCCUGGGAAUGAUGAGAAUCCCAUUUUAGAUGCCACAUCCGAUAUGAUGGCUGAAAGACGUUUUCCUGCCAGUUCUCCUCAGCAAGUCAAAAUAAAGAGCGAUAAUUUCUCUCCAGCUGCAUUAUCUGAGAGUGAGGAGUCAGGUGUUGCUGAAAUCAAGUCUAGAGAGAAGACUAAGAGUUGUGAUGAGAUAGAUGAAAAAAGUGGUCAGAAUAUCCAGAAAAUGUCAACACUGCUGCUACCCCCAAGAAAAAAUAAGACAGUAAAUGGAUAUGACCAUGGAGAUGGUAUCAGGAAGCAAGGUCGAACUGGUCGAGGAUAUACUUCAUCCAGGUCCCUCUUACCUUCAUCAGUCGAAAAGCAUGGGAACGUGGGAGCAACUAAACAAAUUAGAAGUUCUAGAAUUGUCCCUGACAAGAGUGAAAGCAGACUGGGUCGUCCACCUAGUAGAAAGCUCUCUGAUAGGAAGCCUUACACACGACAAAAACAUAUCACUGUCAAUGCUGGAGCAGAUUUUCUCGUUGGUUCUGAUGAUGGUCUUGAAGAGCUCUUAGCUGCUGCAAAUGCUGUUACAGACACUGCUCAUGCCCUCUCUAGCCCGUUCUGGAAGAUGAUGGAGCCUCUAUUUCGGUUUAUAUCUGAUGUGGACUUAUCCUAUUUGAAAAAUCAGGUUAAUCCUGGUUUAGCUGUGGAUACACCUGCUCUUGCCCCUCACGAUGCCGGCAGUAGCACUUUACUACCUAAUGGCUGUAGAUCAAAUGUUUUUGGCAGAGAGGAAACUGAAGCAAGAAGUGUGGAACUUAGUGCAGAACAUACAGCAUUAGAAGCAAAGUCACCAAAUGAGAUUCCCCUGUAUCAGAGGCUAAUCGCAGCUUUGAUUCCUGAAGAAGGAAAUGUGGCCCCUUAUGGAAAAGAUAACCUAAGAUAUGAUGUUUAUGGAUCUCACUCUGAAAUGGAAAAGGAUAUAGAAUCUGAUACAUUGUGCUCUCAGAUCUCACUUAUCCCUUCGGCAUAUCCUAUGCCGAAUGGUUAUGAUGUAAAUGCUAAUGGGAGAUCAUUUUAUGAGCUAGAGUGCAGUACUGUGUCUACUCCUGACACAGGGAUUCCCAGCUAUGAUCAUGUGCAAACUCGUUUACAUACAGAACAGUCAAUGCCUGGCAUGAAUUGUUCUGACUAUCAAUAUUGUAAUUUGCCAAUAAAUGAAAGACUUCUCUUAGAGGUUCACAACAUAGGAAUCUACCCAGAUCUAGUGUGUGGAGAUGAGGAAAUAAGUGGAGAUAUCAAUAGUUUGGACGAGAAAUACCAGGAACAGGUUUCAAGGAAGAAAAGCUUCCUCGGCAAACUUCUGAGUUCUGUUUCUGAAGCUAAAGAGCUGCAGGAAAAGGAAUUUGAAGUGCUUGCUCUUGAUAAACUUGUUGGAAUGGCCUAUGAAAAAUACAUGAGUUGCUUGGGUCCUAACAGUCAGGGUACGAAGAAUAACAGUAGUAAAAUUGCCAAACAACAAACUGCCUUGGCUUUUGUUAAGCGAACAUUGGAGCGGUACCAGGAAUUUGAGGCUACAGGAAAAAGUUGCUUUGAUGAUCCUUUGUACAGGGACAUGUUCCUCUCUGGAGUCUCGCGCCUCGUUGAUGGACAGCCUCUGAAUUCCAGCACAGACAACGAAUGUAACAAACUCAAUUUCGGCAUCUCUGGCUGCUCUAUGGAAGUUAGAACUCCAGCUCAUCUGGGCACACAGCAGAGCCCCAUGUCAAACAAUCAGGAUACAUAUUCAUUUGAAGCCUUCCCAUCAGCAAACCUGGGCUCACAACAAAUUACUGGUACUGAAGACAGUUGGUCAAAUAAAGUGAAAAGAAGGGAACUGAUGCUCGAUGAUGUUGGUGGAACGAGUGGCAGAGUCCCAAGUCUGCAGCCAGUACUUGGUGGUUCACUUUCAUGCAGCGCCAAAGGAAAAAGGAGUGAGAGGGACAGAGAAGGAAAGGGAAACAGUUUAGGCAGAAGUGGAACUGGUAAAGUCGGCCGCCCGGCAAACUCUGCUAAAGGAGAGAGAAAGUCCAAGGCAAAACCUAAGCAGAAAACAACUCAUUUGUCUGCUUCGGUGAAUGGAUCUUUAGGGCAAAUGGCUGACCAGGCAAAAGGAGUGUUCUCACCAUCCCUCAACUCGAAUGAAGUUGGCGGGCAUGAAAAUACGAACAAUAACAUUGACUAUAAUAACUCAGAGAUGUUGGAAGAGCCAAUUGAUUUAUCAGGCCUUCAACUCCCUGAGAUGGAUGAUAUAGGUGUUCCUGAUGAUUUAGGUGGUCAAGGAGAGGAUAUAGGGUCUUGGUUAAAUAUCGAGGAUGAUGGAUUGCAUGAUCAUGAUUUUAUGGGUGGCCUUGGAAUCCCAAUGGAUGACUUGUCGGACUUAAAUAUGAUGGUUUGAGACUGCGGUGUUGUAUAUUUCUGUAUCUUAUACUAUCAGAAGAAGAAAAAGGAGGGAAGGAGAGAGAAAAAGGAUUUACUGCCAUGAACGGACCACAAUUAGAUGUUGUUCAUGCAAUUAUCCAGACUAUUGUUAGGCUAUCAUAUUCUUUAGGUUAAAGCCCCAGGUUAGUUGAUUUGAAGCGAAUAUUUGCCUGUGAGCAUUCUGUCAAUGUUUGAGUUGUUGACAUUUUGUCUGUAAAGAUCUUUUUGUUCGAUGUAUGAGCCUCAAUCGUAGGAUAAGGUACCUAGCAAAUACAGAUAGCAAACGGAGCUUCUUGUACAUAAAAUUUAUAUUUCAAUAAAAUCAUGUUUCUGAUAUUCUAGCAUUCUUGUAGGAACCAGGAUCAUGGUGCCUUCUUCAAGUGGCACAUAGGUUAUGUAUCUAUUAUUGGUGAGUACAAUAUUUCGAUUCAUUUUUUUUUUCCCCCGACAUAUGAUUCUUUGAUCUUUGGUGAUGGAAAGGCAAUGGUAGUUGCCAUCUGAAUGAUGUUUUCUUGAGGAUGCAGUAGUGAUCCAGGUAAGAGGUGAUAUACGUGGGCUGGUAGAUUAUCAAAUGGAUUUUUUUCUGCAGGCCAGCGCACUUUUUAACUGAUUUCACGUAGUAAAAUUUUUAUUCAGUUUUUCUUGAUCAUGUUAAUGAUGAAUCUAUUGUUGAGUCCAAAAUUUUCAGAAUUUUUGGACUC
Molecule: messenger RNA, 4851 nt
Organism: Striga asiatica
Lineage: Eukaryota; Viridiplantae; Streptophyta; Magnoliopsida; Lamiales; Orobanchaceae
Source: the annotation of a GenBank genome assembly